Molecule: messenger RNA, 4752 nt
Organism: Polyodon spathula (Mississippi paddlefish)
Lineage: Eukaryota; Metazoa; Chordata; Actinopteri; Acipenseriformes; Polyodontidae
Gene: carmil2
Product: capping protein regulator and myosin 1 linker 2
Exons: 40
Coding region: 151-4746 (1531 amino acids)
Biological process (GO): regulation of Arp2/3 complex-mediated actin nucleation; cell migration
Cellular component (GO): lamellipodium; plasma membrane
Molecular function (GO): protein binding
Source: RefSeq, a predicted model, not a curated record
CGUGUUCCGAAGGAAGACGCUUCCACUGUGAGAUUGCUGUUUCUCAGUCGGAGUGUGGUUUUCUAGCAGGAUGUGUAAUCUUUGCCCUGUUGUAUUGUCAAGCGGUGGUGGUGCUGGCUGCUGCUCUCUUGCAAACAGGUUGGUGCUGCGAUGGCUGUGAACCCCAAGCCUGCAAUCUCCUACGGGCUGCAAGACAGCAUCUCUAAAUUCCUAAAGCCAGAGAACAUCCAGUUCAUGGGAAGGAUCCGGCUGAAUCGCUCCAAAUCAAAGACCGAGGAAAGAAUCCUGGUGAUGACAUUAUGGAGGGCACACAUACUGCAGCCUAGCCUACCUGUCAAGGUGGACAGCUCUUUCAGCUAUUUAGAGAUCUGUGCCAUCAUCAUAAAAGACAUCACCCAGGCCGUCAUAGAGACGGACAGCUGCUCCUAUUCCUUCUGCCUGAUGUCUUUAGACGACCUGGAGCACGUGGUCAGCCAUGUCACGGCAUCGCUCAGGAAGAUCUUCCCAGAUUCCUCUCCGGGAAAGUUGCUCAAGAAGAUUCCUCCGGACUUGCAGGAGAGAUUCCAGAAGUUGACCUCCGCUGUGGAGGAGCACCAGAGUGCUAACCAGGGGCCAUGUGGUGGAUUUUCAGAGACGUACGCUGGCUUGUGUGAUUACAAUGAGUUCACCUGCAGAGAGGAGAUUCAGUGGGAUGUGGAUAAUAUCUAUCACAGCCAGGACUGCAGGGAGUUUAACCUGCUGGAUUUCGGUCACAUGGACAGCAGAGAUGUAGCCCUUGCUGUAGCUGCCCUGUCAUUUAACCAGUGGUUUACAAAGCUGUCCUGCAAAGACUUCAAACUGGGUCCUGAGGUGCUGGAGCAGGUUCUCUAUGUGAUCCACAUGUCCCCGAAACUGGAGGAAGUGAGUCUGGAGAGCAGCGGGCUGAAAUCGGAUUUUGCCCAGAAGAUGGCGCUAGCACUCAGUGAACACCCCUGCUCAGCCCUGCACUCCAUCAAUCUGUCUGGAAACCCCAUCGAGGAUAGAGGGAUUACAGCCCUGAGCCAGCAGUUUGAGAAGCUUGCCAGCGGACUGACUCACCUCACCCUCUCGAGAACUGGCUUCACUGCUAGAGGGCUGAGUAGUCUAUCCCAGGCGCUCUCAGUCAACAAGUCCUUCUCCAGCUCCCUGCGUCUGCUCGACCUGUCUGGGAACGCCGGGAUAUUCGCCACUGAAGACACCACAAAUUUCUUCAGCUUCCUGGCCUCUCCAAAUGAGCUGACUCACCUGGACCUGUCAGCGACAGACUGCCCCUUGGGCAUGCUGUUUGUGCCAUUGCUUGGUGGAUGCUGUUCCAAACUUUCGUACCUCAACCUCUCAAAAAAUGUUUAUUCGCACAAGAAGGUGAAAGACAUUCCUGCUGCAGUGAAGGAGUUCUUCAGUCUCUGUGUGUCUCUCAAGUUCCUGGGCUUGUCUGCCUCCAGGCUGCCCGCAGAGAUGCUGCGGCUGCUGCUGCAGGGACUGGCCUGUAAUACCCACCUCUCCGAUGUGCAGUUAGAUCUCAGCAGCUGUGAGCUCAGGUCAGCUGGUGCACAGGUUAUCCAGGACCAUAUAUUUGAAGCCAAUGCCAUCGGGAGCCUGGACCUGUCUGACAAUGGGUUCGACAGUGACAUGGUGACCCUGGUGUUGUCUAUUGGUCGGAGCCAAUCCAUUCGACACCUCUCCCUGGGGAAGAACUUCUGCAUGAAGUCGAAAGCCUUGGCUGAUGUUCUCUGUAGGAUUGUGCAGCUGAUCCAGGAAGAAGAGUGUCCUCUUGAGUCCCUGUCAGUGGCUGAUUCCAAGCUGAAGGCAGCCGGCACGACCAUCCUCAUCAAUGCCCUGGGAAGCAAUCCUAGCCUCUCCAAGAUAGACAUCAGUGGCAACUGCAUGGGGGACACGGGAGCCAAGAUGCUCGCCAAAGCCUUGCAGAUCAACACCAAACUCAGAACUGUGAUCUGGGACAGGAACAACACCACGGCGGUCGGCUUCCUUGAUGUCGCCAACGCUCUGGAAAAGAACUACACCCUGAAGUCCUUGGCUUUGCCAGUGAGCGACGUGGCCCAGGCUUCUCGCAGCAACCCGGAGAAAACAGAGGAGGCGCUGCAGAAGAUCCAGUCAAGCCUUCUAAGGAACAACCAGCGGUGCAGCACGUUCUCUGACAGAGCGUCCCGGCUGCAGCAGGGGAUUAUAACAAGCUCCUCCGAGCAGCUGGUGAGCCGCCUGUGCGCGAGGCUCCAGGGCAGCAUGGCGUCCCUCUCCAGCUGCUCCUCCAGGGAGGUGCAGGAGGACAUCAUCACUGCUGAGGAGGUGCUGUGCGAGGCCAGAGCCUCCAUCAACCUGCUGCCAACACUGUACCAGAUGGGCAGAGCUCCCUCUAGUGUUGAUGUUCUGCACUACAGGUUGAAGGAGACAGCAGAGGAAAUCACCCAGGAGAUCAGUCAGGAGAUACAGCUCCUGGUGCACUCCAUGCUGGACACUGUCCAGAGGCUUUGCCCAAAGGUCAUCCAGCGGACGAGGGUUCGAGACCAGCUGACCAGCUCUGCUUCCAGUAGGACGGUCCAGUCAGAGGACUUUGUACGAGAGGCACUAAUCCAGCAAGCCGGGGAGGACAUUGUGAACAAACUGAGUGAACUCAAACUGUCCCAUACUGUUACUCUUGCUGAAAGCAUUAUCGAUGCGAUUCUACAGGACUUAUCAACGUCCCAGCGGAAACUGGCGCAGCAUGUGCUGGAGCACACCAAGACCGUGCCACAAAUCAUGACUUCGAAGACAGAAGAAAAACCUCUGAGGAAAAAUAAAGCUCUGUUUGAGCUGGCCGAAAUGGAGUUCCCGACCGAUGAGUAUGUUCCAGUUAUUCGGAGGCACGCGCUGCACGCCAGGAGCAUUCGGCCCGCCCCCUCCAUGAAAAGUCUAGUGGAGCUGGAUUCAGAAUCGCAGCAGGAUGAUUCCGAGGCUGGAGCCAGCCAGGCAGGGCUGUCAAUCAGCAGUAUGGCCCCGGUGAAGUCCCGCCCCGCCUCCACAGAGGAUGCUGCUGCCGCUGCUGCUCUUAGCAACAAUCUGCCUGCCAGCUCAGAGCCUGAAUCUCCUCAGCCCCUUAUGGACCUGCCCAUUGAAGGACAGAGACUGAAGCAUUACACCCGCGCUAGGCCCAGACCCAACCGCAGGAACAAGCAGCCCCCCAGCAAGCCCAAUGUGCAGGCAGUUGCAUGUGAAAAUGAAGAGAAUGUUGGUAACGUGGAUGAGGGAGUAGAGGAGUUCUUCACAAAGAAGCUGAGACCAGAAGAUCCCCUAAAAAGCCAGCAACCUGUAAAAGCUCAGGAACCCAGCUGCUCUGCUUCCCCACCCUCUAGUUCCAAGACCAUCAAGAAGAAAUUUGGGGAUUUCUUUGCAUUCAAGAAGCCGAGAUCAGCACGGGGGGCGAAGGGCGAGGGGGGUCCCGAAGGCAGCCCCUCAGUGGGGCUGAGGCUCAAAAAGACUUCAAUUGCGGACCUGAUCCGCCCGCUGAGAGAGGCAGCGCGGGCUGCAGAGAGGGCAGAAGAGAGUGCCGGCAAGGCGGCAGCAGCAGCAGCAGCGUCAGUGACGGCGUCAGCAGCGUCGUCAGUGACAGACUCGCCAGCAGCACAGCCCCCCGGCCCCAUUGACAGAGAGAGGAGCAAGACGCUGGACAGCGACAGGGAGAAGAGCAAGACCCCCGAUGCAGACAGGAAGCUCAAGCCAUCCCGCCGCUCACUGAGGGAAGGGAAGUCACAGUCUCUCAUUCUCCUUCCUGGGGUCAACGAGGAGGAAAAUCUGCCAGGGAACCAUGGCAAGAAACACUUCUCUGACAAAGCCACAGCCGAGGGAGCUCAAACCUUCGAGCAGAAGGUCCAUGUCAUGCUGCACCGGAUCGGGGUUACAAAGGUACUUUCAUCAGACACCAAGAAAAAUGAGAAUAAAGAAGGAGAAUUGAGAAAGGCGGACUCUGAAGGAACUAUAGUGGACAGUAAACCCGAGCCCCCUCCCCAGUUCAUGAAACCUCGCACCAUGUCCACCUCAUCAGAUAUUAGGCGACCCAUCCGGCCAGGCUUUGCAGUCGAACCCCCAGGAACAGAUUGUACAAGCACUGCGCAGAAAAGCAGCCAGGAGCAUGCCAGCCCUGCAUUCCACAAGAUCCUGGGAAAGCCCCCAGUCCCCGACCAGAAGGAGAAAAGCUCAGAGUCCCUCUCCUCCUCUCCAAAAACGCCAGUGGCCUGUCCAGAGCAAGCCCACCCUGACAGGAGCACAGCAGGGGCUGCACAGGAGGCAGACAGCCUCUUCCGGUGCAAGAAGGACACUCCAACCCCUUCUCCGCGAAGAGGAACCAGUCUGGGGGAGCAGAAGAGGAAGACCGAACCAGCAAUGCCAGCGCCAAAUGAAGACAAUCUCCCGGUACCCCGGCCUCGAAUAAAACAGAUCCACAACCGAAGAGCCGUCUCUGUUCACGAGGAACAGCUCCGGGAUCAGAGCAGCCUGCUGGAACCGGAAGAUCUGAGGGCAGCCCUAUCCAGGCUUCAGAGAUCCCCGGUACGGAAAAUGACGAACCAAGCGGAACUCCCCCUGUUCAGUGAAUCCCAGCCAGAAGAAAUGCAAGGCGACAGAAAGGCAGAAGAGACCAGAACGAGACCAGCGACCAGAGAGAAGCGGGCAGGAUCGAGCGAGGAGCUGCAGGUUCCACAGACUGCACGACAAACACUUCCAGACCAAAGAACUUAGCCACCC